AUGUCGAGUACCAGUCCAAUUUUCCCCGUCUCUUUCUCUGACAUUGAUGUUGAAUGCUGGGGAGGUAUCAAGGAAGACAAGCGAUGUGAAUUUGCGCAAGCGGGAGAAAAAGUACGUGGCCUUCUUCCAGAUUCAAUGAUACACCGUUGGGCGCUGGAUAAGGCCAAUUUGAAGAGAGCCAAUCCCGAAGAUGGGGCCAGCAAGCUCUACAGGCCCAUCCUUGACCCGUAUGAAUUUCGCCUCCUCGAGCUCAAACCAGGUGGACAUAAUGACGCUCUUCAAGGUUCACUGCAUCAUUGCUCACUUGAACUUGUGGCCAUCGAAAGCGAAAACAAUCCUAUUACGUGGCGGACUCCUGACGAAGAGAGAUAUACUUGGAAAUUCGCCCUUCCGGUGAACAACCUUACCGCACCUAUGCAGUACACAGCGCUGAGUUAUAGCUGGGGCCCUCCGGUUUUCGAGGGUAAGAUAUCCUGCGACGGGCACGAGAAGGCGAUCACGCGAUCUCUCGAAACGGCGCUGAGACAUUUCCGAAAAGAGGAUUGCUCCGUGGUCUUCUGGAUCGAUCAGAUAUGUAUCAACCAGGACGACAACGGGGAAAAGGAAAGCCAAAUUCCACUCAUGAGCAGUAUCUACAGGCAUUCACUGAAUACCGUAAUCUGGCUAGGUGAAGCUAGUCCCGGGUCCGACUUGGCUAUUCGGCUCCUCGAAGACAUCAAUGUUCUUUUGCAGUUCAAUGAUUCGAGCAUCAGCCCUGAAGAUUUUGAACGUUUGGGACUGCCGCAAGCGGAUUCUGAAUCAUGGAAAGCCCUGUGGAGCUUGUUAGGGCGAUCAUGGUUCUCGCGACUUUGGAUCAUACAGGAAGUCAUACUCUCAACAUCGCCGUGGGCAAUGUGUGGGUACGACUGUAUUUCUUGGAGCAAGUUGUCGACUAGUUGCUACCAUCUCGUGACUUGUGGCAUAUCGCGCUGGUUGCAACAAACGCAGGCACCUAUUCAAGACGCAAGAACACGUACCAAUGACCAAGGCGAUCUUUGCCAGUUAGCCUCGGGGCUCGGUGAAGUCAAGGAACAGUGCGGCCAGGGCCAGUCCGGCCCACCUCUUCUCGGCCUACUUGUCAAGACACGGCAUGCACAGUGCUACGACGCCCGAGACAGAAUCUACGGGCUUCUUGGAGUUUGUUAUCAUGGAGACGCUGCAGCGGUUCGUGUAAGCUACGCUCAAGAAUAUACUGCUGCUAGCUUGUUCCAUGACAUGGCCCUCCACUAUCUGCAACCGAAACCUGGAAGCCCUAUCAACAACGUGCUCACCUGUGUAGAUCAUGAGUCGCCCGAUCUUCCCUCGUGGGUGCCGGACUGGAGGUUACCCCGCGAGACUGAAUCUUUGGGGUACUCCAGCUUCAGUCGGAAUAUCUAUCACGCAACCGGCACCGGGUCUCCUCCUGUUAGCGAGAGGGUUCAAAUAACGAACAUCGAGGAAAGAAGUCAGCUGUCCAUUCGAGGCAUCUUAGUCGACAAGCUUGUUCGAACCAGCGACCAGUUUAUUGAGCCCGAUCUCACUUAUGUGAACUCCUCAUCAGAAAAUAAAACCCUGCUUGCAGCUUAUAGUUUUGUCUCCUCCAACCUCGACUUAUUUUCUCCCGUCAAGGAGCACGGUGUCUUCUCAUCAUUUUGGCACACCCUUGUCGCGGGACAAGAUGCCGGGGGUAUGGUCAGAUGUCCAGAAUCGUACGCCGAGAUCUUCAGCCUGCUCCUCGACGAGACCACGGGCCAGUCCCCCUCGCUACCGGAUCAGACGUAUUCCCCGCGUCAAUUGCGGCCGAAGGGCAAAGGCAGACUGGAGGUGGCGAGCCUAGAGUCUCGAACCGCAGGGCGGAGCUUUCAAGACGUGCGGGCAGCACUGAGACGGGUCACAAGAAACAGACGGUUGGGGAUCACGAGCAAGGGCUAUCUUGGGUUAUUCCCGAGAUAUUGCAAGAAUGGAGAUUUACUAUACCUGGUAGAAGGAUGCCAUGUGCCGUUUCUGUUGAGGCCGGCAGGGGAUAUAGAGGGAGGACAUCGGCUGGUUGGAGAGUGUUAUGUACAUGGCAUCAUGGACGGAGAGGCUCUGAAGUUGGAGAGCGCUGAUAAAGCUGACAUUGUGCUGGUUUGA
Messenger RNA from Neoarthrinium moseri, 2151 nucleotides. RefSeq lists its product as uncharacterized. Bases 1 to 2151 code for a protein of 716 amino acids. The record is from RefSeq and is a predicted model, not a curated record. Lineage: Eukaryota; Fungi; Ascomycota; Sordariomycetes; Amphisphaeriales; Apiosporaceae. The transcript has a single exon.